AUGGAACAAGAAAAUAAAAAACUUUUAAGGGAAGCUGAAAGCUUACGUUCAAUUGCCUUUUUUGGCGUUACUGUUUCUACUGUCGCAGUUCUUAUUUCAGUUUUCUCAGUUCCAAUGCUUUACAAUUACAUGCAACAAGUCCAAACUGUUAUGCAAAAUGAAGUUGAUUUUUGUAGAUCAAGAUCAGGAAAUAUAUGGAAAGAAGUUACAAGAACUCAAGUCUAUUCAAAAAUUACUGGUGGAAGAAUUACUCGUCAGGCUGGUUAUGGAACUUCUGUUGGUGAAGUAGAAACAUUUACUCAUCAAAGAGCUGGUGGAUGCUGUGGAUGUGGUGUUUCACCACAAGGACCACCAGGAGCUCCAGGACCAGAUGGUAGAGAUGGAAAUGAUGGUGCACCAGGUUUACCAGGAAGAAAUGGCCCAGAUGGACCAAGCGCUACUCCAGCACCUGCUCACGAUUUCUGCUUUGACUGCCCAGCUGGACCACCAGGAGCUCCAGGACGUCAAGGACCAAAAGGACCUCGUGGAAAUCCAGGACAUUCAGGACAACCAGGACGUCCAGGACAAAAGGGAGCUAAUGGAAGACCAGGACAACCAGGAAGAGCUGGACAACCAGGAAAUCCAGGUAAACCUGGAGCUAGAGGAGCACCAGGAGUAGUUACUAUUGUUGAUGGACCAAUGGGACGACCAGGACCAGCAGGAAGACCAGGACCAAAAGGAAUAGAUGGACGUCCAGGAGCACCAGGACCAAAGGGACAACCAGGACCACAAGGACCACAAGGAAAUCCAGGAGCACCAGGUUUACCAGGAAGUCCAGGACUUAAAGGAAGUGUAGGAGAAGCUGGUCCAAGAGGAAAUCCAGGAUCAUGUAAUCAUUGUGCACCUCCAAGAACUGCCCCAGGAUAUUAA
Molecule: messenger RNA, 909 nt
Organism: Strongyloides ratti
Lineage: Eukaryota; Metazoa; Nematoda; Chromadorea; Rhabditida; Strongyloididae
Product: Nematode cuticle collagen, N-terminal domain and Collagen triple helix repeat-containing protein
Exons: 1
Coding region: 1-909 (302 amino acids)
Molecular function (GO): structural constituent of cuticle
Source: RefSeq, a predicted model, not a curated record